Messenger RNA from Solanum pennellii, 555 nucleotides. RefSeq lists its product as uncharacterized. Gene Ontology annotation, biological process: proteolysis. The record is from RefSeq and is a predicted model, not a curated record. Gene Ontology annotation, molecular function: cysteine-type peptidase activity. Bases 1 to 555 code for a protein of 184 amino acids. The transcript is spliced from 2 exons. Lineage: Eukaryota; Viridiplantae; Streptophyta; Magnoliopsida; Solanales; Solanaceae.
AUGAAAGGGUUUGGUAUACCUUGUGGACUGCCCUGGCACUUGGCAGAUGAUGUUUAUGUCCCUGUAAAUAGUAAUGGGAAAUUUCAUUGGGUCUUGACAGUCGUUGCAUUGAAGGAACGGUGCAUAAAAGUGUAUGAUUUCAUGUCCUCACAUAGGUCUAAUAGAAAAUUAUUCUUUGAGAUUCAAAAGAUGGAUACAAUGUUGCCAAAGUACCUUGAGUUGUGUGGAUUUUUUGAGCAAAAUGAGCGAACCAACUGGUCAGUUCUUAAAUGUUAUCAAGGAAAGAACAAAUCUCACCCAUUCGAAGUCAGUCAUGUUACUGGUAUUGCCCAACAAGAAAGCAGUAGUCUAGAUUGUGGAAUUUUUGUUGCUGCAUACGCUGAGUUUUUGAGUGAUGAAUUAGAAGUACCAUCAUGUGGAAUUAGUGUUGACACCCUUCGCUUGAGAUAUGCUUCACUCCUAUGGAAUUAUGGGAUUGUAAAGGCUCAAAAUGGUUAUGUUAGUAACAAUGAAGAUCCAGAGAUGCGUAGAACUAAAAAAAAAAAAAGAAGCUAA